Molecule: messenger RNA, 7499 nt
Organism: Leucoraja erinaceus (little skate)
Lineage: Eukaryota; Metazoa; Chordata; Chondrichthyes; Rajiformes; Rajidae
Product: potassium channel subfamily K member 9-like
Exons: 2
Coding region: 1-1191 (396 amino acids)
Biological process (GO): potassium ion transmembrane transport; stabilization of membrane potential
Cellular component (GO): membrane
Molecular function (GO): potassium ion leak channel activity
Source: RefSeq, a predicted model, not a curated record
AUGAAGCGGCAGAACGUGCGGACUCUCUCCCUGAUCCUCUGCAUGCUCACCUACCUGCUGGUCGGCGCCGCCGUCUUCGACGCGCUCGAGUCCGACUCCGAGACCUCCCGCAAACGCCGGCUAAACUCCAAGCGCAUGGAGCUGAAGAGCAAGUACGGCAUGAGCGAGGAAGACUACCGGGAGCUGGAGUGGGUGGUUCUGCAGAGCGAGCCGCACCGCGCCGGACACCAGUGGAAGUUCGCCGGCUCCUUCUACUUCGCAAUCACAGUCAUCACCACCAUAGGCUAUGGUCACGCUGCCCCAGGUACCAACGCCGGCAAAGCCUUCUGCAUGUUCUACGCAGUGCUCGGGAUUCCACUCACCCUGGUGAUGUUCCAGAGUCUGGGUGAGCGAAUGAACACCUUUGUUCGAUACCUGCUGAAGAGGAUAAAGAGAUGCCUGGGCAUGAAGAACACGGAGGUGUCUAUGGAGAACAUGGUGACUGUGGGCUUCUUCUCAUGCCUGGGCACCCUGUGUAUUGGAGCCGCCGCCUUUGCACACUUUGAGGAUUGGACCUUCUUCCACGCAUAUUAUUACUGCUUCAUUACCCUCACCACCAUCGGCUUUGGGGAUUUUGUGGCCCUGCAGAACAACGAGGCCUUACAGAAGAGCCCUCCCUACGUGGCGUUCAGCUUCAUGUACAUCCUGGUCGGGCUGACGGUGAUCGGAGCCUUCCUCAACCUGGUGGUCCUGAGGUUCCUCACCAUGAACUCGGAGGAUGAGAAGAGGGACGCAGAGGAGCGGGCCGGGAACAAGGACCACCUGGCCAUGUCGGUGGCCGUGGACAGUCCGGGCCGGAACGCCACUCUCCUGCCAGGAGAGGCGGGCAGACGCAGGAGCAACCUGGUCUCUCUGGUGAAGGGGGAGGUGGAGAUCAGACGUGACAGCCCACCGCAGUCCAUCUCGGACGUUGAGUCCCUUUGCUCCUGUAUGUGCUACCGGUCCCAACACCUCGAUAGUCCCACCAGAUCCCACCGUGAUUCCUUCAGGGCCCAUGCCAACCCCAUCUACUUCAACUCCAUUUCCUUCAAGGUGGACGAGAUGUCGCUGAGCACGGGGGACAGGGUUGUCUUCUCCUCCCUGGGCAGCUGCAGCUCCCUGGGGAGUCGGGGCUUUAGCCAGCACCCUCGAACCCGACGGAGGUCAGUGUGAGCUCACUGCAUGUGCACCGGCUGGGAUUAGCUCAUUGCAUUGGCAGCUACAGCAUGGCAACCAGUGCCAACGACAGAUAGCAUGGCUACUGCACACACAACGCUCGGUAAACAGCUAGUCUGUGCGACUGCGUGAGCCCGGAGCGAAUGGCCAGAAUGUCCAAAGGGGUAUCUGAACGACGCACAGCCACAGAGUUAGCCGGGAGUCACUGAGAUGAUCCUAGCUCUUCCUAGCCCAAGACAAGAUUAAGACUGAUUUCCCUGCGACCAUUGGGAUGAUGGUCCAUGGUUCGUUGGCGUUCCCUCCUGCCCUUUGGUUUGCCUGCUCACGGGAGCUGGCAAUCAACUCUUGCCGCUGGGGAGGGCAUCACAGUGGUUACAUUACUGAAUCGGGGGAUGCAGGGCAGGGGCUGGAGGCAAAGGUUGGUGAGGUGGGAGGAGAUUAUGUGCAGCUGGAACAGACCAUUUUACAUAUGACCUCAAUGCUUUGGUGACCAACAACAACUGUUUAGGUUGUGUUCCAAAGCUAAUGGUCUGGAGACAAAAGUUCGAAUCCCACCCCAGACUCAAAUUCAACUAGUUCUGGAAGUCUGUAGUGAAGGCCAGUCCCAGCAAUCAUAAACCUGGAGACACCAGAUAGUCAUAAGCCCUCACAGGGUCACUGGUCUCCCUCAGAGCAGAAGUCCUGCUGUCAACGUGGCGGUUCCGAGCUGCCCUCUGGAAUAACUGAGCAAGCCACUUUGUUGGUAGUUGGAGGUAGUUGGGUGUAAACAUAAGGAACUGCAAAUCUUGGAAUCUUAUGUAGAACACAAAGUGCUGGAUUAACUCAGCAGGAGAGGUAGCAUUUAUGGAGGACGUGGAUAGGUGACAUUUUCGGUUGAGUCUGAAGGGCGAAGCUAUCCCUGUGCUCCAGAGAUGCUGCACAAUAUACGCUGAGUUACUCCAACUGUGUGUGUUCCGCACGGCUUUUGGGGAUGGGCGCGACAUGUUGGUCUUGCCAGCACUGACAGUGGGUCAUGACGGAUAGCAGAGGGGAAGGUGUGGCUGUUCCAGCAGGUCAAGCUUACUCCAACACUCACAUUGUUUGCCCCUCGUUUGUUUCUCAGUGUCGAUCCUCACCGUUUAGCCACAAUUCACCCCCGAAUACCUUGCACGUCUGGUCCUGGCUUAGUCUGAAGAUGGGACACAAAAUGCUGGAGUAACUCAGCGACUCGGGCAACAUUUCUGGAGAAGGACAGGUGGCGUUUCGGGUCAUGACCCUUCCUCAGCUGCCUGACCUGCUGAGUUACUCCAGCAUUUUGUGUCUAUCUUUGGUGUAAACCAGCAUCUGUAGUUUUUUUUGUUUCUACAUUUUGGCUUAUUCCACUGUGAAAUCUCCUCUGAGCGUUGGAGAGGGUCCAAAAGAAAGAUCCCAGGAAUGGUUGGGUUAACAUAUGAUGAGCGUUUGAAGGCUCUGGGCCUGUACUCGCUGGUGCUUAGAAGGAUGAAGGGGAACCUCAUUGAAAUUUACCAAAGAGUGAAAGGCCUGGAUAGAGUGGAUGCGGACAGAAUGUUUCCACUAGUGGGAGAACUUAGGACCAGAAUAAACCAACGUACCUUUAGAAAGGAGAUGAGGAGGAAUUUUUUUAGCCAGAGGUUGGUAAAUCUGUGGAAUUCAUUGGCGGUGAAAGCCAAUUAAAUGGAUAUCUUUAAGGUGGAGAUUGACAGCUUCUUGAUUAGUAAAGGUGUUGGGAGUCUUGAGGAGAAAGCAGGAGAAUGGGGUUGGGAGGGGAAGAUAGAUCAACCAUGAUUGAAUGGUGGGGUAGACAUGAUGGGCCAAAUGGCUUAAAUCCGCUCCUAGAACUUAUGAACUUAUGUUGGGUGAUGGGUUCAGUGUUGAUGGGCUACAGGGACCUUCAAGGCAGUGCAGAAUCUGGGUUAGUUGCUGGAAAACUGUGGAUCAUGUGUAGGAAAUUGACAGAGACCACAAAACAAGAAAUCAAGAUGUUUAAAGGAUUAUUUUGGAGUUUGAACACUGCGAAGGAAGGCUGGGAUUUAUUUUAGCUAUGAAAGACCAUAAUCACAAGCUAACCUGGUAUAAAUAAUGUAAUAGGAAUUCGAGGGGCAACUUUUUUACACAAAGGAUGGUGGAUAUAUGGAACAAGCUGCUGGAGCGGGUAGUUGAGGCAGGUACUAUCACAAAGUUUAAGAAAUAUUUGGACAUGUACAUGGAUAAGUUUAGAGGGAUAUGGGCCAAACGCAGGCAGGUGGGACUAGUGUAGAUGGGGCAUGUUAGUCGGCGUGGCUAAGUUGGCCCGAAGAGCCUGUUUCCAUGCUGUAUGAUUCAAUCACUUCUAAUUCUGCAUGUACAUGAGUUUUAGGGGCAGAAUUAGGUAAUUCAGCCCAUCAUGUGUACUCUGCCUUUCAAUCAGGGCUGAUCUGUGUUACCCUCUCAACCCCAUUCUCCUGCCUUCUCCCCAUAACCACUGACACCCGUACUAAUCAAGAAUAUAUCAAUCUCUGCCUUAAAAAUAUCCAUUGACGGCCUCCACACCUUCCUUGGCAAUGAAUUCUAUGGAUUCACCACCCACUGAUUAAAGAAAUUCCUCCUCAUCUCCUUCCUAAAGGUCCGUCCUUUUACUCCGAGACUAUGGCCUCUGGUCCUAGGCUCUCCGACUAGUGGAUACAUCCUCUCCACGUCAACUCUAUCCAGGCCUUUCUGUUCAGAAAGGACUUGGAAAUGUACACAUCGCAAGUCCAAUGAGGCUGCAACCAAGCCUAAAUGUAGUAUGAUCCAGUGAUCUAAAUUACAAGAGUUUCACUGGCCGCCAGUAAAUCACAAGUGGCAUUUUCAGCGGUGAAAUCCUGGCCAGAUUCGAAUUCAUAGUUGUCAUUUGUAACUGCCAGUGAUUCAGAUGGAGCAGGGGAGACUGUUCACAGGAUGAAUCGUUUGUCAGGUUUGAAGAAUGCGAUAGGGUAGACACAGGAUGGCCCUCUCUUGAAACAGAUCCCUUUAUAAUUGUUCCAAAUCCAAAACAGUUGUUGCUUUGAUUUUGUUUAUUUCCAGCCUCGGCCCCUUUGACACCUCUCUCUCCGCCCCAGAACAUUGGGGGAGUGAUUAGGGGAUGGGCCCUUCUACUGACGAUCAAUAAAGUCCAAGGAACUAGACUGUCAGGCAGGCAAGCCAUUUCUCCUGACUAUCCUCAUUGAUCACAGAACAGUGCAGCGCAGGCGGCCCUUCAGCCCACCAUGUCUGUGCCAACCCUGAUGUCAACCUAAACUAAUCUCAUUGCAUCUGCAGUUCCUCGUGUCUUCAUUUUACUGCUCCCCUGCAAAAUCUCCUUAAGGUAUGCCUGCUUUGAAGAAAUUCUCCUUCUCUCUCCGAUGGGAGUUCUGUGAGAUACUCACUGACUGCUCCCCCCUCUGUGAUUCUUGCUGCCAACCCACACAUGUUCUCCAGAGAUGCUGCCUGACCCGUUGACUUAUUCCAGCACUUUGUGUCUUUAUUGGUAAACCAGCAUCUGCAGUUCCUUGUGUCUUCGUGCCAUUAUUGUCCAACUCCUCCUCAUGGUUAAUCCAAUCCAAUCCAAGUGAUGGGAGUGGAGGACAGGAUAAACUGAGGAAACGUUCUUAAUGCAAACAGAGAGUGCUGGAAACAGCAAGUUGGGCAGCCUCUGUGGAGAGAGAGACUAAGUUGAUUAAGGUCAAUGACCCUUCAUCUUUGCUCUAAACUUUGGAGACGAAAUGAAGCACGUUUUAAUUUAUGGAGAAGAGGGGGAGAUGAAGAAAGGGUGUACAUGAGACACGGGCAAAUGGAGUCAUGAUGUAAGAGAAAUAAAUGAUAAAGGGAUGAAUUAAAAAUACACUUUAGUCAGGCCCAGCUUUAAAGGAACACAAAUUAAAUGAAAUUAAAAUAGAAAGUGCUGGAUAAGGUCUGCAGGUUAGGCAGCGCCCAUGAAGGGAGAAACAGGGAUGAGACUUUCGGCAGAUGACCCAUCGGAAGUGGGAACAAUGCAAGAUCAAAUAGGGAAGAGAGUGGAGGUGAGAACAACUACAUUCCCAGUUUCUCCACAGAUGGUUGCAGAUCUGCUGCGUGCUGUGUUAUCUGUGUUAUUUCAGUUUUUCAGCAGAAGAAGUUAUAGGGUCAUAAGGGGUUAUACAUCAUGGAAACAGGCCUUUCGACCCAACUUUCCCACGCCCACCCACAUGCCCCCUCUACACUAGCCCCACCAGCCUGCGUUUGGCCCAUAUCCCUCUAAACAUAUCCUAUUCACACACCUAUCCUAAUUUUUCUUAACCAUUGCGAUAGUACCUGCCUCAAUGACCUCCUCCGGCAGCUCAUUCCAUACAUCCACCACACUUUCUGUAAAAAAAAAUGACCCCUCAUGUUCCUAUCUUUUCCAAAUCUUUUCCUCUUCAACUUAAACCUAUGUCCUCUGGUUCUCAAUUGCCUUUCUUUGGGCAAGAGACUCUGUGUGUUUACAUUCUAAUUUCCUCUCAUGAUUUUGUACACCUCUAUAAAGUCACCCCUCAUCCUCCUGCGCUCCAAGGAAUUGAGUCCUUGCAUACUCCACCUCUCCGCAUAGCUCAGGCCCUCAAGUCCUGAAGGUUAAAGAAUCUCCUUCAAGGAUCAGGAAAAGGUGUGGGUGUUGGGGAGGUCCUCCUGUCUACGGGAAGCAUUCACCUUGCUAUUAGCAAAGGAAUAAUAGAUUAUUACUGGAUCACGUUAUUGGAGCAUAGAAACUGAAACACAUGUAUUUUUCCUGCCAGUUAGGUAAACUGUAAUGUUAUUUUGGAAACAAAAGCAGGGUAAUUUUGAUACACAGAGCGUGGUGGGUGCCUGGAAUGCGCUGCCUGGGUUGGUAAUGGAAGCAGAUACAAUCGUGGCAUUUAAGCGACAUAGAUAUGCAGGGAAUGGAGGGGUAGGUGGUCAUGUGCAGGCAGAGGUGAUUUGUUUAAUUUGGCAUCAUGUUCGACACCGACAUCAUGGAUUGAAGGACCUGUUCCUAUGCUGUACUAUCAUAGUCAUAGAGCUGCGCAGCUUGACAACAGGCCCUUUGGCCCAUCUUGCCUGUGCUGACCAAGUUGGCAUUUUGGGCCUCUAAACCGUUCCAAUCCAUGUAUCUGUCCAAAUGUUUUUUUUAAUUCUUAAUUUUGUCCAUAUGUAGAACUUCCUCUAGGCUCAUUUCAGAUACAGACUGCACUCUGAGUGACAAAGGUUGCCCUAAGAUCCCUCUUAAAUCUCUCCCCCUAAUCGUAUGCCCUCUACUUUUAGAAUCCUCUACCCUGGGAAAAAGACUGUGAGCAUUCACUUUAUCCAUGACCCUUAUUGAACUUGUAUGUGUCAAUAAGGUCACCCCUCAGACUCCUGCACUCCAAAGAAUAAAGUCCCAGCCUAUCCAACCUCUCUUUAUAACUCAUAUACCCACCACCCUCUCAGUGGAAAAUGUUCCCCCUCAGGUUCCUAGUAAUUAUUCCCCACUCACCUUAAACCUAUGUCCUCUGGCUCUUGAUUCCCCUAAAAGCAUCAACACCCUGUAUAUUCCCCUUGUGAUCUCGUGCACCUCUAUAACAUCAGCCCUCAGCUUCUUGCUCUCUACGGAAUAAGGUUCUUGUCUGCCCAACCUCUCCCUAUAGCUCAGGCCCUGGAGUCUUAACCACAUCUUUGUAAUUCUUCUCUGCACUCUUCCCAACUUAAUGACCUGCUUUCUACAGCAGGAUUAACAAACCUGAACACAAUACUCCAUCAGACUGAAGAGGGGACUUGAUCUGAAGCGUAACUCAUCCACAUUCUCCCGUGAUGCUGCCCGCCCUGCAAUGUUACCCCAACACUGUAAACCAGAGAAAUCUGCAGUUACUUGUUUCCACACAGUACUCUAAAUGCCACAUCCAUGUGUUGUACUAGAACAUAAUGUCCCAACUUGUAUAAUUAAUACCAUGACAAAGUUGACCCUCAGGUCCUUAUUGCAUCUUUCCUGCCUCACUUUAAACCGAUGUCGUCUGCUUUUUGAUUCCCUACUCUACCACUUCUGGGCAUUAAUCUGCAUCUUCCAGAGUUUCAUCCACGAGGGGAAUGAAGUCUUCGAUCCUUGGAAACCCAUAAAUGUCCUUUUGAUUUUGAUAGAAAGACCAGCCAGAGAAUAGUGAAAGGCCUGGAUCGAGUGGCUGCAGAGAGGAUGGUUCCACUAAUGGGAGAGUGUUGUACCAGAGGGCACAGCCUCAGAAUAAAAGGACGUACCUUUAGAAAGGAGAUGAGGAAUAUCUUUAGUCAGAGGGUGGUGAAUCUGUGGAAUUCAUUGUCACGGGCGGCUGUUGAGGCCCUCAUUGGGU